UUUCAACCGAAUGAUGGUCGGAACCAAAGGGUUAUAGGUUCCUUGUGGAAUCUGCUGUCACCGCUUCUACCUCUUCAAUACUCUUCUCUUUUCACACUUCUCUGCCCUCCAGGAUGAUCCUUCGAGGGCGUGUACUUCGAUUCGCGUUUUGACCAGACCGCUGGCUUGCACGGUGCCAUUGACAGCUCAACAUGGCGAACGACGACUAUAACUGGCUUGCGGGCUUUGAUCGGCUUGAUGACUACCUCCAGAGGUCUAUGGGCAAUGAAGCUUCUUCCGGUGAACCCACCCCUGGUUACUCGUCGCCAUACACAACACCUUCCACGUUGCAAGCGCCCACAAACCAGCCUCAUCCACCACCACCUACGCAAUAUGCACCGGCGAGGAUGAUCCCACCGAGCGCGCAAUUCCAGCAUAAUAUCAACGACGGAUAUGUCACGGCGCAGCACCACCCCGAACACUUUGCUGGCGAGAGCUCCGUGAGAUCACAGAAUAGCUACCAAUUGCCGCCCGCUGUUCCCACCCACAGCCCCUACCAAGCGCCAGUGCACCACCUCCCACGCUCUACAAAUCUGCCAGCUUCGGCUCCUUCAUAUCCUCCUGCUCAACACUUUCCAAUUUUCUCGGCUCCGGAACAAUCACCGCUACCGUCCUAUAUUCCGCGAGAGGGGGGCAUAGCAGCGGAUAUGGAAGCCGCGCGCGCCGCAAAGAGGCUUUGCAUAUCCAAGUCGCGACCUCACUUAGAUCCUGUGGGUCACUCGGCAUCUCAAGUUCCGCCCAAGACAGGAUUGUACAGGGCUAUGGAUUCGGUGAAUGGCACCGCGGGGAGUUUGGUCAAACCAGCUGGCGGACCACCCAGCGGGCAACCAAGCCCCGGCGGCAAGUUCACCGCAUAUUCUUACGCGCCGCGCGAUCCCAAUAAUAAGCGCUUCCUCAAAGACCGCGUGGACAUGGCCAAACGUCUCACGACGAGCGAUGGGAUGAAAAAGACGACCUAUGAUCCUAAAACGAUUGCGAGGGACGUCUUGAUUUCUGCGGGCCGUCACCCGAAGGAGGCUGCUCUGAACCACCAUCUCUCCCGUUUGCGCGACGUGUUCACUCACAUUGAUACGUCGUCCGAUCUGUCGACCUUCCGGUGGGAUUUGGUCGAUCCCGUCCCUGACGAAACACGUGACCAGAACGCGUCCGCGCCCCGACCAGAGACCUCCGCGGUCCCGCCCCAGCUUCCCGCCGCGCAACCCACGCCGCCGUUGCCCACGGUCGAUGUUUGGAAACUUUCGACACACCAACCUCCCCAGCACGCUCAGCAACGACAAAACUUCACCCCCGUGCCUGCCUCCCAGUCACCACUGCCACAACCGAUACCACAACCCUACACGCACCCCCCAUCCCCACCCAAACCACAAUCUACGCCCCAACCCAAAUCGCAACCUACGCCCCAACCCAAACCCCAGCCCAAGCCCCAGUCCACACCCCAAUCCAAGCCCCAACGCAAGUCACAGCCCUCGCCCCAGCCUGUUCCUCAGGCACCUGCACCUACACCUCCGCAGCCGUACCCGAAGCCCGAGGUACACCUCCCGACGCCGAUCGUGGAGAUGGGGAGACCACCGGGCAAAAGGCCAGUCGGCCGACCGCCUGGGCGGCCAUCCGGAAGCACCAAGGUUCCGAUGGUCGUGCCACCUCCCCUACCGGUAUCGUAUCAGGUGUACGCGUGUCGGUGGCAGAACUGUCAAGCCGAAUUACACAACUUGGAGAUGCUACGAAAACAUGUGCUGAAGCUCCACGUGCCCUAUUCUAUCAGCUGCGCGUGGAAGGGUUGCACGUUCGAAGAACACCUGCCGGCGUGGCAGCUGUUCGAACACAUCAAGACGGCGCACCUGGACUCCAUCGCCUGGAAACAAGGUGAUGGGCCGUCGGUGACUGGACCUGGUGAGAAAGCGUCUUGAUCAUGGCUUGCGGGGGAGCUCGAAGGAACUUACGUUAAUGAUCUGAUCUUGUUGUAUCAUCUAGUGGGCAGUGAUGUCGGGGAGACCCCCGUCCCCAUCCCCAAUUCCAAUCAGUCCAAAGGCGAGGAUGCGCUCAUCUUCCCGGCCAGCUUCAGCUCCAUUCGCGCCUACAAUAAGGUCCAUGGCAAUA
Messenger RNA from Aspergillus campestris IBT 28561, 2136 nucleotides. RefSeq names its product putative C2H2 finger domain protein. The record is from RefSeq and is a predicted model, not a curated record. The transcript has a single exon. The coding region runs from base 192 to 1946 and encodes 584 amino acids. Lineage: Eukaryota; Fungi; Ascomycota; Eurotiomycetes; Eurotiales; Aspergillaceae.